This is a messenger RNA of Wallemia mellicola CBS 633.66, 594 nucleotides long. RefSeq lists its product as hypothetical. The coding region runs from base 1 to 594 and encodes 197 amino acids. Gene Ontology annotation, molecular function: protein binding. NCBI's taxonomy places the organism in Eukaryota, Fungi, Basidiomycota, Wallemiomycetes, Wallemiales, Wallemiaceae. The record is from RefSeq and is a predicted model, not a curated record. The transcript has a single exon.
AUGGAUCAAGAGGAAGUUAUUUUUGCAGCCAGAUUAAAUGAGAGAGAAGAAUUAGAAGAUUUUAUCAAUGAAUACGGUUUAGAUGCAGUUUUAAACGCUAGGGAUGAGAGAUCGAAUUCAAUUCUUCACAUGUUAUCAGCUAAUAACCACUACGAACUAUUGAAGGCUGUAAUUAAGUUUGAGGACGACGCAUUCAUUGAAAAAUACUCGAGUUUGUUAGAGAACACACUCCUUCAUCAGAACGAAUCAAAGUCUACGGCUUUACACUGGGCAUCUACGAACGGAAACAAAGAAGUCGCUAUCUUCUUAUGCGAUUUGUCAAAGAAGCUCAAGGGCGAGGUUGAGCACAAGCUCACGUUCUCUACCAACCAAUCUGGUCAGAGUGCUGCAUCUGAGGCAGAGAGAGGUGGACACGAUGAUUUAGUCGUAGAAUUGUUAGCCAGAAUGGAUGCAUUAGACAACGGUACACAAAAGCAAGAAAACGAGAAGGAAGAAUCUCAAGGAGAUGCUAACGGAGAAGACACAGAGGACGUCGUACUCAAAGUUGGUGAUACAAACGAGAUAACGAACAAAGUGGAUGAAAUUAAUUUAUAG